Molecule: messenger RNA, 8064 nt
Organism: Atta colombica
Lineage: Eukaryota; Metazoa; Arthropoda; Insecta; Hymenoptera; Formicidae
Exons: 10
Coding region: 212-7663 (2483 amino acids)
Biological process (GO): proteolysis
Cellular component (GO): membrane
Molecular function (GO): serine-type endopeptidase activity; protein binding
Source: RefSeq, a predicted model, not a curated record
GUUCGCGAGUGAAACGUGCGCACGAUUUUGGGAUUUCGGUACAUUAUCAGUGACGAAAGAGAAAGAAAGAAAGAGAAAUUACUCGUGUUUAUCAGUGUGCACUGUGCCAUGAGGAUCUAGAAACAUCGAUCAGGAAACGAGACGCAUGACAGACGACACCAGGGGCGUUAUCAGGUGAGGGUUUAGCAGCUUUCGGCGACGCGAUCGAGAGAUGUCGGAUGCCGCCGGCACGGAUAAUCCGGCAUUCGCCAACGAAGACGAGUGCGUUAGCGGUUCCAAAUUGGAGAACAGCGGUCAGCAGCAAGCAGCCUUGAACCAGGAUCACAAGUCUUCGACGGACAGUGCGCCGGUAGAAAAUGGCCACCAACAAUCCUUCAUCUCCCAACACUAUGUCGAACCCAUUAAGCCGAGCUCGGAGCCAUGUUAUAAAACGGAAACGAGAAUUGAGGUGCCGGCCGAUAACACAGAGAAGACUAUGCCGGAACCGAAACUCAAUGGCAUCCACGGGAAUGGCAAUAAUAACGACGCGAGUUUCCUUAACAACAGUGCUACGAGCGUACAGAUCAAUGACUCCGGAAAGAAGGAGCAAAUCGAGGCCGUAAAUCUGGAACUGGUCUCGAUGAGGCCAUACACAGGCAAUAUUCAGACAAAGGGUCAAGAAGCCUGCGAAGUACCAGCUGAUCCUUAUGAGGAGUACUUCGUGCCGGUUAACGAGCAUCGAAAGUACAUCAGGGGCGAGAAACUUUACGUUACGAAGGAUAAAAGGUCUAAGAAUUCAUACUGGAGAAGAAUGGCCUGGGGUUGCGCGCUGUUGGUUAUAGUAAUUGCCGUAAUCAUCGCCAUUUUGGCCGCAACUGGUGUAUUUCCAAUACCGGCUACGGAACCUUUGGAGAACGUAGAAGAAAAUAACACACGCCAAUUUAAUGAAGUGCAGACGGCCGGAAGUCGAGAAUAUGUGAAGGAUCCGCCAUUAAGUCCACCACCUUUAACUUCGACUUUUCCACUGUGGCCUACAACUGACGAAACAUUAUUCGAUAUUGUACCAGAUGCUCUGGAUGGAACUUUGAGACUAGACGAUUUUAACUGGAAUGACGAUUUUAGUGACAUCAAAUCUCGAGUAUACAGACAAGUAAGCUCCGAAAUAGAGGAGCAUCUAGGAAAUAUUCUUCGACAAGCGGGCAGCAUGUCUGUAAUCAAAGUAUACGACAUCAAUAAGGAAGGAGAAAUAAGAUUCAGAAUAAGUCAUCCACCUCGAAAUGCACCUGAAGAGAGUCAGGAAUACAUCGAAGAUGUAUUACGAAAAAAUAGUAAUAUGAUCGGAGAAUAUCACCUGAACAGACUUCAUGUAGGAAAGCUUAUCGAUCAAUGUGAAUAUGGCAAUCUCGAAUGCACCGGAAACUGUAAAUAUGAUUACCCUUCUGGCAUAUUUGUAUGUACCUGUAAAUUAGGAGAAAUAUUGCACCAUGAUGGCAAAACUUGUGUGAAUGAUAGUGAUUUGAGUAAUGUCGAAAUGGAUGAUGUAAUGCCACAAUCUACCACGGAACUAAUUAAUGAUUUUCAAGGUAGAAGCAGAGAUCCAGGCGCAAUAGACUUCGAACCCAGACAUCCUAAUACUUGGAAAAAUACGAACUUCAAAACAGGUUCGGCAGAAACAGACACAUCGACGGCGAAGUCUAAAACAAAAGAUAUUAAUCCUGAGCAAUCUGACAUAUCAAUAGAACAACAGACCGAAUUUACACCAACGACAAAACAUUCAGUUUUUAAAAAUGAUGAUUCCCAUUGGAAUCAUGAAUAUGUACAUCAUUCGAAGGAAACUAUUGAAACAGAGUCUCCCAUUAAAACCUCCCAAGAAUCUUUUGCUGAACUAAAACCUACUUCUGAAUCAAAAUCUACAACUGAACCAGAACCCAGUAUUGAACCAGAACCUAAUGCUGAGCCAGAACCCAGUGCUGAGUCAGAAUCCAGUGCUGAGCCAGAAUCCAGUGCUAAAUCAGAAUCCAGUGCUGAGCCAGAAUCCAGUGUUAAACCAGAACCCAGUGCUGAGCCAGAACCCAAUGCUGAGCCAAAACUCAGUGCUGAGCCAGAGCCUACUGCACCAGAAAUUAUUGUUCCAGAAUUCACCGUUAAACCAGAACCAGAAUCUACACCUAUAUUAUCCGCUACUAUACUAAAUCCUGCUUCUGAACCAGAGCCAACUGCAAAACCAGAAAUUGCUCCUGAAGUCGAAUCUACUAUUGAAGCAGAAUCUAUUACUGAAAGAGAAUCUACUGCAAAAGUGCCUAUUACAGAAUCAGCAAUAACUAUCAAUGAAACAGACAGUGAGAUAAAAUCAAAAACGGAAUCUCAACAUUUAACAAUAGAACCGUAUUUGGAAUCAAAAAUUGAAAUAUCUGAUCGACCUGAAUUUUCUGUUAAACCGAUGUCUCAUGAUGAUAUUUCUGAAUCAUCUACACAGACAUCAUCUUCGGACGAUGUUGGUACAACUAAUGUAUUCAAAUCUCUUAUUGAAUUAACAGAUAAAAGCGAUAAUUCCAAAAACAAUGAAACUCCUAUCACAACUGUAAAGCCUAAUGAAAAUUCAACAGACAAUGAUACACCCUUACAGAUAAUACCUUUAAUAUCUAAAGAUAUCAAUGAUAAUGUAGAUACUAAAACAACAAUUAUACAAUCUUAUAGUAAGAAUGAUGAAAUUACUGAAAGUACAAUUACCGAGGCUGGUCUUACUACCUUAAAUUAUAGAGAUUUAAAACAAAAUGAUGAUGUAAAUGUUAUAUCAGUCAAACCUGAGAAUCAUGCGGAAUCAGUCACAGAACAAUUUACAGAAAAUCCUAAUCUUCAAGAAGAUAAAGAAAAUGACUCUACUACAAAAACAAAUUUUGAUAUGAAUUUAAGUAAUAUCCAAAAUGGUUCUGCGACUAGUGAACACGAUUUAACAAAACAAAAAUCAGACAUCGAUUUAAAUGUUUUUGAACAAGUCAGUUUAACUACUGCAACAAUUACUGUGCCAGUCACAUCAGUAGAAGAAAAAACAGAAUCGACUACUAAAUUCAUCAAUAACGAUAAGCAUUCAUCGACAGGACAUAUCCAUACAAUAGAAAUAAAUGGCAUAAGUAAUAGAAAUCCAGAAACAAAUAAUUAUACUAAAGUACACGAGACAACUACGAUACCAGAAACUACUCCAAUUGACAUGUUUACUCAGCCAAUACUUGGAUAUCGGGAAGAAUUUGUACCUGAGCCCGCAUUGCAACCAAAUACACCAGAUUCAAGCGAGAAAAAUGUCAUCGAACAUAUGCCGACAACGGUCUUCCCUAAAGUACCGGAAAAUUUUGCUCACAAUGUCGAGCCACUCAGGGAACCUACCGUGAAAUCGGCGGAUGACGAACAUAUCAUGUUGAUACCAAAGUCCGAGCAACCAGUAGAGAUACACGCGAUAAUUCCAGAACUCAUUCCAGAACAAGUCACAAAUAAAUCUCUGAAAGCAGAAAAUUCGACAACAAAAGAAAACAAAUCUAUAGAAGAUACAACCUCGAUCGAUUCAUCUAAAAUACAUACUAAUGAGAAUAUCGUUCCUGCGAGCAAUAAUAAACAUGUGGUACGCCCUGAUGAAAUUCAAGAACAUUUAACGAGUCACCCUCUUCACCCAGCGGUAUUUCCAGAAAAUUCGGUAGAUCAUUUCACAGGAAAGUCAGACGAUCGACCUGCUGAGGAUAUGUCACCAUUCUUACCGGACGUUCAUAAAGAAAAAGAAAGUCUAAAGAAACCACGCCUAGAUAAGGACGAGCAAGAUGGUCCUAAUCCUUUUGAAACUCAUAUCGAUGAUGUUAUAACACAUCGACCAUUAACACGUAAUAGUGCAGACAGAGUAAAUGAAACCAAAGAUUUAUUAAUUGACGUUAUUUCUAAGAAUAAUGAAAAGAAGAUAGAUAUCAUAAAAGAAACACAAAACCAUGAAAUAAAUACGACAAAUGACAUAGGCAACAGCACACAUACUAACAAUACAGAAGCUAAGAUUCUAAACGUAUCACAUCAAAAUAAUACACUGAAAUUAGUCAAUAAUGACGGAACAAAAGACGGCAUUGCAGAUCAGCAAAAUGGCGAAGAUAAAGAAUUGAAAAUAAUCCCAUUGACAGUAGAAGAUAAAUCAGUAGAUUCAAUUUCUCAAACUACACUGCAACCUAUAGAUAAGAAAACGGAACCUGAAGUUGUAAUUUCCGCUGGAAAGAAAGUACAAGAAGUUGAAGAUAUCACGAUAGAAAGCGGUAUGACAAGUUCAGAGAAACCAGAAGAAAACGCUGUCGAAGAUCACUACAACGAUAUUACGGAUGAGGCUUUAUCAAAAGGAUAUCAGCACGAUAAUACCGGCAUUCCAAUUAAAGUUAUAGAGUCAUCCAAAAAAGCAGUUUUAAAGGACACUGAUCCUAUAAAAGUUUCUUAUAAUGGUCCUUAUUCGUCGUUAACUAUGUUCGAUGUCAUAAAGAAAAAAAACGAAACGAACGAAAAGAUAUUUUCUGAUACGACACAAAGUCCGAUGGUUACGAAAACCGAUGGAGUUAUAAAUCAAAUGGAAGAUGGUAGAUUGACUACACAAGAACCUGUGUUGCCUAUAGAAAUUCAACAGGAAAUGUCUACGACAACCGACAAAGUUGAAACCACGACUGUAAUCGAUAAUGGAAAACAUGAAGAGAACAAUACGGAUCCGCCGAAUGUUGGUCAAUCCGACGAGAAAGAAGCUGUUACAGCACAAAUGACAACAACUCAAGCCACGCUGGAAACUAAAACUACAGCUCAGAUCCCAAUCUUGCCCGAGGAGUUGCAAACGACAGAAAGUGAUAUAUUAUCAACAACAUUGAGUGAAGAGGUACCGAGUGUAGACAAGAAAAUGGAAACUACUGACAAGACAGUUUCAACGGAUGAUGCUAGCAAUGCAACGAAAAAAAACGAAGCAGAGAGUGUUGUUAUACCCAGCAAUGUAAUGGAUACAUCGGAAAGAAACAUGGCAGCGACAACAGUGUACGAGAGUAACGUCAGCUUAGAAACUGACCGGAAAAUAGAAUAUGAUAAAAAUGGGCAGAUAAUUGAAAGUGCGACGGAAAGCAUAAAAAUUGAGACUAUUCCUAUGAUGUCCACGAUAGGAAAAGAUAUUGUAGGUGGCGUAGAAGGAACUUCGUCUAUGCCUAACGAUGUCACCACCACGGAAGAUGUCAGACCGGUCACGGAAAUGUUGGACGACACGGAACCUAUGAUAGAUUAUAGAAUAUUGUUCACUACAGUUCCGCCAAGACCGAUAUUGCUUGAUCCGGAACUGUCUGAAGAGGCGCUCAAAGUAAUACCGCUGGAAAAGAGUCAGGAAAGCAAGAAAAAACCAAUUGAUAAGAAGGGAUUUGAUAAACAUAAAUACAAAAAAGAAAAAGACCUGAGUCUGGAGGAUCAGAAUGAAGACAAUGUUUUGACGGAAAGGUUCGAUCAGACCAUACUUUUCCAAACGGAACCAUCGACGAUUACGACUACAGAGGAACUGCAUGACAGUGUGGUAAGCUCGGAUAUAUACCCAAAUGUACCCAGAUUCACCGUGGCUGAUAAGGAAGGCAACAUCGUGCCCAUAUCGAAAUGGAAAGAUACAGUGGUUAGAACCGAAAAUAAAGAUUUGGUCACAGAGACAAAGCCCAAAAAUUAUCCUAGCUUUAUACCUGUAUCAGAAGAGAUAAUAGAGUCGGUACCAGUCACGGAGCCCUACAUAAUCAUGCAAAAUUAUACUCGUCCCAUGAUCAUAACGAAUGAUGCGGAAAAAACGACUGCAAAUGAGACGACAGUCGAAAGUCAAACUAAUACAAGAGCAAACGAAACGACUGAACAAAAUACUUUUUUUUCGGAUCAAGUAUUCAGCGACCACGAAGAAGCGAAAAUAGAUCACAUUAAGGAAGAGUCGACUACGCAAACGUUGAAGGUAGAGAUCGAGAACACCACAGCUAGCAGUCCUUCGGAAUUUCCAUUUCCUGGGAGCCUCUUGAAAUGCUCCACAGGUCAAUUUCAAUGUGUUAAUGGAACGUCUAGGAACGGUGCGUAUUGCAUCCCACAGUCCGCCAAAUGUGACUCUGAAAAUGAUUGUUCCGACGGCUCGGAUGAGUGGAACUGCACAGCAGAAGAUUGUUCGAGUAACUUUCGCUGCGCUAAUGGACAUUGUCUGAAGAGGCACCUUGUUUGCAAUAAGAUAGUAGAUUGUGAUGACGGCAGCGAUGAACAUAACUGCGAGAACUGGCAGUGCCAGGCUGAUGACUUUAGAUGCCCAAGCGGAAGAUGCAUUCCGGGAUUAUGGCGAUGCGAUGGUCGGCCCGAUUGCGAGGGACAUCAGGACGAGUACAAUUGCACGGAAAUUUGCGGAAACAAUGAAUAUCUAUGCCCAACAGAAAAAUGGUGCAUCCCACAAGCGUGGCAUUGCAACGGAGUUGCCGAUUGCAUUAAUGGGGAAGACGAAAAGUUAUGCGACUGUACCUUAGAUCAAUUCAAGUGUCAAACCGGUGGAUGCAUCCCUCUGAAUCAAGUCUGCGAUGGCAUCGAGAAUUGUCCAGAUUAUUCAGACGAAUGGAGUUGCCUAAUUGCCAAUAUUACUGCAAAUCGAAAUCUCACUAACGCGGAAACGGAUAGCAACACAGCGAACGAAGCAAAUCGCGUGCCAUUUUUAAAGAUAAGACAAUAUAACGGCGACUAUCAACUAGUCUGCUCGGACGGGUGGAGCGAAGAAUUCAGCGAUUCCUAUUGUCAAGCUUUGGGAUUCGUCGGAUCUGACGAGACACUCGAAUCGUUCGCGUGGGAUAGAAGCCAGAAAAUCCUAAGACUAAAGACAAAUCCUAAUUAUCGCCUGCCGCUAGUCAUGAACUUAGAGGAAGUGGGAUUCUGCGUCUCAGACAAAGUUAUGCAAGUGUCGUGUCAGGAAUUCACUUGUGGUCUCCAUGCGGAAGAAUCGACGGCAAGGUUGAUAGAUCCUCCUGAGCGAUGGGCUAGUACGGCCUUGUUGAAGAAAUCGGAAGAAGGGACUGUUUGUACAGCCAGUAUAAUCGGCCCUAUGCAUGCUCUAACUAGUUAUUCCUGCAUCUAUAGACACAAGGAAAAGAAUGGAUGGCAGCUUUUUACCAAUGGAAAUAUGUUAAAAGGAAACACUGUUAAAAAUAUCAUUCCCUAUCCUCGAGUGAAAUAUAAUCAAUUCCUGUACAAUAACGACAUCGCUCUAAUCAAAUUAGGAGAACCAUUGGUAUUUUCCAGAAAUAUUAGCGCCAUAUGUCUUCCCAAACAGCCUAUCCAGCCGGAGCAAAUUUGCGUAACAGUAGGAUGGACAUUCCCUAGGAACGGGGAAAUGAAUUUACAACAAUAUCUCAAAUUCAUGCCUCUUCCAUUGAAUAAUUCCGAUAAGUGUAACGCCACGAGCCAUUAUGCAGGAUUCAUCACAAAGUACGAUAUAUGCAUGGAUAAAAACCCUUGUUACAAUGACGAAGGAACGCCACUGAUGUGUGCCAGUGAAUCGCAGAGUGCUUCGGAAAGAUGGGAAAUCCAGGGAUUACUAAGUCAUCGUAGAGAAUGCUUGGGGAGUCAUCCAGCAAUUUACUCAAGUUUGGAACCAGCGCUCCCAUGGUUGCGCGAAACAGUGCCAGCUUUGCAGACACAGAGCUAAAUCAUUCAUAACAAUUUAUCGAAGAUAAAGAAGCCGAUACUUCAUGUUCGAAGAGAAUCACAUAGUUUUAAUAAGAAAAAGAUCGUGAUUCUAUAUAUAUAAAACUACGACAGAAGAAAAAUUCGAAUAGAUCUCCCUAAUUUUCUUUGUGCUUAAAAAAGUCCAUAUCCAUUUACAUUCGUCUUCUCUUUUUUCAAUUUUAAUGUUCCUAUUGAUAGCACGAAAGAUAUUUUAAUAAUUCUCGAAUAUCGCAAUAGCGAUGAGUUAUUAUGAGAAAAACUUAAGUGCCUUUAUUGUUACACGACAGAUUGCAGAGAGAGUGAAAAACUCUAAAGAAUUAUGACAUUCGUAAUGUACGAGAAUUAUGAAAAUCUUACUUGUAAUGAAAAUCAAAGACAAAA